Selaginella moellendorffii is the source of this 833-nucleotide messenger RNA. Its product is annotated as N-acylneuraminate-9-phosphatase-like. The transcript has 7 exons. NCBI's taxonomy places the organism in Eukaryota, Viridiplantae, Streptophyta, Lycopodiopsida, Selaginellales, Selaginellaceae. The coding region runs from base 48 to 788 and encodes 246 amino acids. The record is from RefSeq and is a predicted model, not a curated record.
UUAGGGUUCUUGGUAAGAAAUAUUUUUACUCAUUGCAAGCUCUCUCCAUGGCUCGUCUUGGAGCUGUGUUCUUCGAUCUGGACGACACGCUGGUGCUCACUCACGCCGCGACCAAGAUCGCCAACGACGCUGUCAAGGCCGUGCUCGCGAAUCGAGCGCCGUCGUCCAAUGCCGACGAGGUGGUGAGCGCGUUUCUCGAGGGUUUCAGCUCCAGCCCCUGGGAUCCAGUCGGUCAGGUCGAUGUUACUGAGUGGCGAGCGCGAAUCUGGCACGUUGCUCUCCAGAAGUGGAGCGUCCAAGACAUAGAACUAGCCAGAGAUUUGCAAGCUUGCUUCGACCGGGAGAGAAUGCUUGCGUUCCAGUGGGCCGAAGGUGUCGAAGCGCUUGUGCGGGAAUUGCAAAAUCAAGGCUUGAAAGUCGGGCUCAUCACGAAUGGACACACUGUGAGUUCUUGCAAGGUCCAAAGAGCGAAGCUGGAAGCGUGCAAAGCUCAAGAACUCUUCAACGUUAUUCUCGUGGGUGGAGAGGAGCCCCGAGAAAAGCCACACAAGGAGAUUUUUCUCAAGGCUUGCGAGCUUGCCGGGUGUGAUCCGCGAGAAUCUGUCAUGGUUGGAGACAAUCUCUUGACAGAUAUUCAGGGGGGUCUAAACGCUGGAUUUCUCGCAACAAUCUGGGUGAACUUACACGGCCAUCCACCAUCAAGCUCGAUCCAUCCGAGCUAUACAAUCUCUAGCAUUGCGGAGCUACCUUGCGUGCUCAAGGAAAUCCAGAGGAAGUACACCAAUUAAUAACGGACCCAUUUUCUUAUAUUCACGUAUCAAACUUUCCAUCGA